Molecule: messenger RNA, 456 nt
Organism: Lingula anatina
Lineage: Eukaryota; Metazoa; Brachiopoda; Lingulata; Lingulida; Lingulidae
Product: mucin-5AC
Source: RefSeq, a predicted model, not a curated record
AUGUGCGCCCAUUGCCGCGAUAGAGUAAGCUACCUCCAUUAUUAUGCAACAGGAGACACGUACAAUACCAACUAUGACUGUAGCUGGGACAAUGGCUUGGUCUGUACUACAUCAGUCAACGGGGGGACCUGCAGGGACUACGAGGUGCAGUUUAAGUGUCCAGCUAUAUGUACCUGUAGCUCAUGCUCAUGCGCAACGUGGACUUCCUGGUUGGACAGAGAUAACCCAGGCGGUUAUGGAGACUAUGAACUCGUGGGGCCAACAGGACAUAAUCCGUGCUCCAGUCAUGAACCAAUUGAUAUCCAGUGCCGCGUUAGAGGAACCAAUCAGCCAUGGGAUCAGGCGGGUCAGGUGAUCAGAGUGAAGUGCACGCCCUCUGAAGGGUUCGCCUGCGUCAACAGCGACCAGCCGAGUGGAUAUUGCUAUGAUUACGAAGUUCGUUUUCUGUGUCCAUAA